UAAGUGCCCUGGCAGACAGGUGGCUCCAUCAACACUCCCACCUUCUCCUCAAGAAACCUCAGCAAUAUUUCUUUAGCAAAAUGAAGUUCCCAGUUCUUCUCCUCCUGACUACUCUGGCUGGAGUUCUCAUGGGUGUCGCUGGACAGGCUUCUACUUCACUAGCCCCAGAGACCACAGCCUCAGCAGAGACCACAGCCUCAGCAGAGACCACAGCCUCAGCAGAGACCACAGCCUCAGCAGAGACCACAGCCUCAGCAGAGACCACAGCCUCAGCAGAGACAACAGGCUCAGCAGAGACAACGGCCCCACAGACAACUGCCUCACAGACCACAACUUCACCUUCCCAACAGUCAACAACAUCUACCACUAGACAUCUUACCGACAAAAUUUUCCCCGGAGGCAGGAAGAAAUGAACCUGUAGCAAUCAUUCUUUAAAAGAAUUCCUUAAAGGAAAUCAUUGAAAAAAUAUUUAUAUCAAUCUAAACUAUUAAA
Vombatus ursinus (common wombat) is the source of this 492-nucleotide messenger RNA. Its product is annotated as cell wall integrity and stress response component 2-like. NCBI's taxonomy places the organism in Eukaryota, Metazoa, Chordata, Mammalia, Diprotodontia, Vombatidae. The coding region runs from base 81 to 413 and encodes 110 amino acids. The transcript is spliced from 3 exons. The record is from RefSeq and is a predicted model, not a curated record.